AUGGCUUACAAAGAAAUUCAAGAAUUCCGAAAAGGGCACCAACAGUUGCACGAGAAGCUUGCACAUCAGGACCCACGAAAGCUCGGUCGCCGGCACGUGUCCCGCUUUCUGUCCGAUGCGUACUGCAAAGGUGUUGUGCGCGGACAGGUCGAGUGCUGCAAUUUGCGCGCAACAUAUGGAGAAGAUUACGCGGUCGCAGCCGAGUGCAUUCGCACGAGCAGCACCGUAAGCUUCCUAGGCGCGCAGUACUUGGGUCUCGUAGACCAGCUGGUGGAGGGACGCGCCAAACAAGCCCGCGCCAGAGCCUGCAGACUGAACAAGCGACAUUCGCGCGCUCGCCGAACGCUGCAAUCUGCCGACGUCGCGCUGCUGUACGCUCUACGCCCCACGCACCCGGACGUCUGGUAUCUCUCUCCCUAUGAACUCACCGUGUACUGGGAGAUCGUUCCCACGCGUGUCCCCAUGUCCCGGAACGAGGCCGACGACCCGACUGCGCGCUGGGACGUUACACUGCUACCUGGAGGCUAUGAGAAGCUAUGUUCGACCGCCGAAAGCAAAAUUGAGCUUGUGCCAGGUGCAGAUUUCACGCUUGCACGGAUGUCGUGUGGCAAGAUCCUCGUUUUCGACGACACGCCGGAAACGAACCAGGUGCGACACGCCUGGCUCCUACGUCGACGGCCACGAGCCGUGUGUCCACAUUUUGGUUUCUGUCCCACGCCUCGUGCGCAGGCGGAACACCGGGAAGAGAACGCACGCAUCACGGCAGUGUAUGUUCAUCCCUGGACGAUGCACUCGUCUGUUGCGGAGCAGCGUGUGCCACUCGCGACUGACGUGCGUGUCACGAGUGCGUCCUGGGAGGAUGCCCUGCGGCGCUGGCUGAAUGGAGGAAUUUUCUUGCAGCGGAAACGCGACCAGGAUGAGGCAGCAAACAGCGACGAUGCCGUUAGCGAUGCGGAAGUUGAGCUGGAAGCUGCAGACGUGCAAAACCUUUUCAGGCGGUCGGCGGCAGGCGGCUCCGGGGGCAUCGAGGACCUCGAAGGCGACGCAGGCGCGGACACAACCGCCGAACUUCCAUGCCUCAAUUACGAUUCGACGGCAGCGAGAAAGGCGGCAAAACGCGGCCAGCAAAGCAGCAAAGCACCAACCGGUGUGGGACUGUUUGAACCUCGGCGUGAAGAGAAUGUGCUAAGCAUGGAAGCUAGAAGCAUAGCAACAGAGGUCGGCCAGUGGUUAGAGAACGUGUCUACGCGUUGCAACGCCGAGCAGCACGCUUUUCUCCGUCUGGUGGCGCAGCGCAUCCUGCAAGAGGAGGCCUCAAUGGCCCUGAAUGGCAACCCUUUGUCCGCAGACACG
Messenger RNA from Symbiodinium pilosum, 1353 nucleotides. The record is from the annotation of a GenBank genome assembly. Lineage: Eukaryota; Dinophyceae; Suessiales; Symbiodiniaceae.